Messenger RNA from Hibiscus syriacus, 1343 nucleotides. RefSeq names its product la-related protein 6C-like. NCBI's taxonomy places the organism in Eukaryota, Viridiplantae, Streptophyta, Magnoliopsida, Malvales, Malvaceae. The record is from RefSeq and is a predicted model, not a curated record. Gene Ontology annotation, cellular component: nucleus. Gene Ontology annotation, molecular function: mRNA binding. Gene Ontology annotation, biological process: RNA processing. The coding region runs from base 122 to 1318 and encodes 398 amino acids. The transcript has 9 exons.
CGAUGAUUCAUCCUUAUCUGCAUGCAGUUACCAAACUUCAGGAGAGAUUACAUCAAAAUCUUAACUUUCAAACCAACAGAAUGAAAUAUAGAAAAAGAAAAAAAAAAGAAAAAAAACAAAUAUGGCACAAGCACAACAACCUGAGGAAAAGAAGAAAAUGAAAGAUGCCAUGGCUACACCUUCGGCCAGAACCAGCAAUGGAGUGUCGUUCAGAUUCAAUGCACAUGCACCAGAAUUCGUGCCUGCAUUGUACAACCAAAUCCCAGUUUCCGGUUAUUAUUACCCUUGGUUCCAUUAUCAUUGUGCAGAUGCUACUGCUUCCGACUGGUUUGGUGACCAAGAACCUGCUACUUACAUGAUUUGUAACCGUAAUCUCUCCAUCCCAAUGCCUAGUUUUUCUUCGAGAAAUGUCCUCAACAAUGAUCUACGUCAAGAAAUCAUCAAACAGGUGGAAUAUCUGUUGAGUGACAUGAGUCUUAUAGCAAACGAAUCCUUCUCCAAGCAAAUAAGUAGAGAUCCUGAAGGUUUUGUGCCAAUAUCCUUUAUUGCUUCUACAAAGAAAAUCAAGUCCCUCAUAGCCAACCAACAGUUAUUGGCUCAAAUACUGACCUUCUCUUCAAAUCUUGUUGUGAGUGACAACGGUAAGAAGGUUCGACGGAAACACCCUUUCACCGAAAAAGAAAGAGAGGAAGUGCAGUCCCGUACCGUCGUUGUCGAGAAUUUGCCUGAUGAUCACUCUCACCAGAACCUUGACAAGAUUUUCGAUGUCGUUGGGAGUGUGAAGAACAUCCGAAUAUGUCGUCCCCAGGAAUUCAAUUCUUCCCGGUUUAGAAUCGAUUUCAUCAAGUCGAACAAGCUAUAUACUCUUGUGGAGUAUGAAUCGAAAGAAAUUGCAGAGAAAGCGGUCGAGAAGUUAAACGACAAACGCAAUUGGCGAAAAGGGCUUCGAGUAAGGCCGCUGCUUAGAUGCAGCCAAAGUCUUAUGAAAUCAAGAAAAUCAGAAUUUGAUGGCAUGUUAGACGGCGAUGAUUCGUUGUUUGCCGAUUACUCUGAAGAUUCCUCUCUGUCAAACAAUGCUGAAUCAGUUGAGAACAAUGUUGAGGAUAAUGGUGUGGGACCGAAAAGGGGAUGGGGUAAGGGCUGGGGACGCCUUCAAACCAACAGUGGACGCGGCUUUAUUCCUUCGAAUCCUCAACCGAGCAAUGCAGUCCAAUGCGAAACAUCGGUGAAACAUAUGAUGAAGGGUCCAAGAAUGCCGGAUGGAACCAGGGGUUUUACCAUGGGGCGAGGCAAGCGGAUAACUUCGCCGGUGGGCUGAUAGAUGGCACAUUGUCUCCGGUCUA